Molecule: messenger RNA, 2335 nt
Organism: Cololabis saira (Pacific saury)
Lineage: Eukaryota; Metazoa; Chordata; Actinopteri; Beloniformes; Belonidae
Gene: efemp2a
Product: EGF containing fibulin extracellular matrix protein 2a
Exons: 11
Coding region: 312-1628 (438 amino acids)
Molecular function (GO): calcium ion binding
Source: RefSeq, a predicted model, not a curated record
CAUCUGCUCCAGCUGUCGGUCUCCCCACUCACGCUCUCAGGGUCAUACAGGCAGCAGUUUAAGGGACCACUGUUUAACGCCAGCUCAUCCAGGACGAGCGCAGCCACCAGACGGACGCAACGGUCUGAGGGAAACUCGGAGACCGAAGACUCAACAGAAAAGACUUAACUGUACCACUUAUUGACUGCUCUGUACAUCACAGAGUCUCGACUUCACGGGACUACUACCUGUGUGAAAGUGGUGUAUGUGUGGCUGUGUGCAUGUUUUACUUGUGUUUUUCUGUCCAGUUACGUAUAAGUUAGUACAUUAGUAUGCAGGGUGCUUGUGUGUCAGUCUUAUGCCUGUGCGUGUGCGUGUCUGUGCUCCUCCGCAGUGCAAUUUCACAAACGCAUAAAGAAACUGACACCUACACGGAAUGCACAGAUGGGUAUCACUGGGACGCUCACACUGAGCACUGCAGAGAUAUAAAUGAGUGUGAGACCAUUCCAGAUGCCUGCAAAGGGGAAAUGAAGUGCUUCAACCACUACGGAGGCUACCUGUGCCUUCCCCGGUCUGCGUCAGUCAUCUCUGCCUCAGAGCCCUCAAUCACUCCCACUGAGGCCUUUAACCCUUGCCCCUCAGGCUACGAGCCGCAAGGAGACAGCUGUGUGGAUGUUGAUGAGUGUGAACGAGAUGAACAUGACUGCCAGCCCAGCCAGGAAUGCAUCAACUCAGUGGGGGCCUUCAGCUGUCAGUGUCCCGAUGGGUACCGCAAAGUUGGCACCGAGUGCAUCGACAUUGAUGAGUGCAGGUACAGGUACUGUCAGCAUCGCUGCGUCAACGUCCCUGGUUCCUUCUCGUGUCAGUGUGAGCCCGGUUUCCAGAUUGCAGGAAACAACCGGUCUUGCAUUGAUGUGAAUGAGUGUGAGAUGGGGGCUCCUUGCUCUCAGAGGUGUUACAACACUUACGGGACCUUCCUUUGUCGCUGUGACCAGGGCUACGAGCUUGGACCUGACGGCUUUAUUUGUAACGACAUCGACGAAUGCAGCUACUCCAGUUACUUAUGCCAGUUUCAGUGUGUCAACGAACCGGGGAAGUUCUCCUGUGUGUGUCCAGAUGGAUACAAGCUGCUGGGCAGCAGAAUGUGCCAGGAUAUAAACGAGUGUGAAACUGGUGAACAUCAGUGCACUGACACACAGACCUGUGUGAAUAUUCAUGGACGGUACCAGUGUGUGGAGGAAAACCGUUGCCUAGACCCUUACGUACAACUAUCUGACAACCGCUGCGUGUGCCCCGUCAACAAGCCUGCCUGUCGAGAUCUGCCCUUCUCUGUGGUCCACCGCUACAUGAGUAUCACCUCGGAGCGCACCGUCCCCUCCGACAUCUUCCAGAUUCAGGCUACCAGCGUCUCUGCAGGGGCUUACAACACCUUCCGCAUCCGGUCCGGGGACGAGAACGGAGACUUUUACAUCAGGCAAAUCAAUAACAUCAGUGCCAUGCUGGUGCUGGCCCGUGCCGUGUCAGGGCCCCGAGAGUACACGUUGGACCUGGAGAUGGUGUCAAUUAACCCUCUGCUCAGCUACCAGGGCAGCUACCAGUCCAGCUCCGCCCUCAGGCUCUCCAUCUACGUCGGUCCGCACACGUUUUAAAGUAGAAGAAGAGGAUGAUUGGAGGGACACAGAUGCAAAAGAAGCUGUAAAACAGAAGUUGUCAAUGCAGUUCAACCAGUCACUGUGAUGCUACAUUAUUAGCUUUUUGUGCUUAGUCACUGAAAUAAAGUGACCAUUUUUUUUGUCGGUUUAUAUAAUGUAUAAGAAUAUACAUGCAGUACAGUAUACACUUGUAUUGUAGCAGCAGUGUCACAGAGAUGAAUAUCCGGUUUAAUUAUUCCAGUCCAAGUUAUUCCUUUGAGUUUAAUUUGAACGUUUUCCUGUUAUGGUGUUUACUUUUAUUUUGUGUUUUACACCUGCCUGACAGCAUCACUCUGUGGUCAGCAUUUAUGAUGGAGAUUCUACUCUGUUCAGGGUGAUAGCAAAUCUGUGUGACAUAUUUUCCUUCAGGUGAAAGGAUCUGCUCCGUGUCACCAGACUGAUCAGUUUUCACCAGUUUACAUACUUUUACCCCCCCCCAUCCCCAGUUCAUCUUAGUUUGUCACUUUAUUGUUGUCAGUGCUGUUUCCUGUUGACACCCAGGAGUCAGUAACCACUCACAUCAGACCUCAGACCCACGCUUCCCCUCCAGCCUCCAUCGUUCACUCCCACAUUUGAGCUCUGCCCCUUCAGAACUUAGGUUUGUCACAAUAUGUUGUGCUUUAUAUUUUUUUAAGAUCUGAAUCUUAAAUAAAAUAAAACAGUUU